Molecule: messenger RNA, 4583 nt
Organism: Triticum dicoccoides
Lineage: Eukaryota; Viridiplantae; Streptophyta; Magnoliopsida; Poales; Poaceae
Exons: 9
Coding region: 1009-4239 (1076 amino acids)
Biological process (GO): endoplasmic reticulum unfolded protein response; negative regulation of translation
Cellular component (GO): endoplasmic reticulum chaperone complex
Molecular function (GO): ATP binding; rRNA N-glycosylase activity; ATP-dependent protein folding chaperone
Source: RefSeq, a predicted model, not a curated record
GCUCGCCCCCCCCUCUCUCCUCGCCGGGUCGCCGCUCCCCUCCCGUCCCUCGCCGCAAACUCCUGUGGCCUGUGGGGCUGUGGGCUGUGUUCAGCCACUCAGCCGGGAGUCGGCCAGCUGCAGUCAGCACUGCGGCGCACUGCCCCCGGGCUGCACGGUGCGCGCCCACUGCAGUUAGGCACUUCAAUCUUCAGGACGACCCGGCCAUCAGCGAUCUUCUCCAAUCCCCCGUACCUCAUCUGUCCAGCAAGUGAAUAAGCAAUGAGAAUAAUAGGCUUUGAUUUCGGUGAAGACUGCACAAUAGCAGUAUGGAAGGAAGGAAAAGGUGGAAUUGAUAUUGUAGGCACAAACACCCCUUCAGCUGUGCACUUUACGGAGAAAGAACGGAUUGUGGGGCGCAACCCAGGUAUUCCCAAGGAUAGUGACGCUCAGGAAGAAUACAACAAUGUGAGCCAGGCUGAAGCUGACAAUUUGAUAUAUGGUAUCAAGCAACUGAUUGGUGUAAAAUUUAAUGAACUUGAUUUAAAUUUUACACCUUUCUCAGUCAGAGAAGGCGAUGAUGGAUAUGUUCUUGUUGAUGUGAAUCACCAUGCCUUUAAACCAGCGGAGCUGUUAGGCAUGAUAUUCUCCCAUCUGAAAAUGAAAGCCAUGUCUUGUCUAAGGUCCAUCAAGGAGGAAAAGGAAGAGGAGAAAUGCUGCAUCGGAGUGCCGGCAUAUUUCACGGUGCCGCAGAGAAAUGCGGUAUGUAAUGCAGCAAAGAUUGCAGGGCUUGAUCCAUGGCUGCUGCAUGAGACAACAGCGACAGCGUUGGCAUAUCUGCACUACAACUCAAAGAAUCUGGGAAAAACUGAGCGAUUUAUAGCCAUCAUAGAUGUUGGGUUUUCUAGAAUGCAAAUUUCCUUUGUACAUUACAAGAAAGGUGAGCUCAAGAAAGGUGAGCUCAAGAAAGGUGAGCUUUAAGUUCUGUCAUACGGAAGUGACAGCUCUCUUGGUGGGAAGCAGUUGGAUAUGCUCAUCUUUGAGCACUUCACCAAGCAGUUACGAGAUAAACAAAAAAUCAAUGUUAUACAAAAUAAGCAUGCCCGCAUCAAGCUUUUCAAUCAGUGCGAAAGGGUGAAGAAAACAAUAUGCAAGGGUCAGUCUAAUGCAGAAAUUUUGCUUGAAAAUUUAAUGAAGGGGGAAGAAGAUCGUCUUGAGUUAACUAAAGCAGAUUUCAGUCAAAUAUGUCACAAAGCGCUGGUUGGCAUGAAUAGCCUACUUAAAAAAGCUUUGGAAGAAGCCGGCUUAAAUUCAAAGGAGAAGCUUGCAAAAAUUGAAUCUGUUGUCACAGGUUCAGGCAGUGCUGUUCCUGCAAUCAUUGAUAUACUUACCGAGUUCUUUGGAGAAGCGCCUUUCAUGGAUAGCAAGUUUGCGAACUUUAGUGUUGCUAAGGGCUGUGCCCUACAGUCUGCUCUCCGUGGUAACACAAACCAGAAGACACCCGAUAAAGUUGUUUCGAAGAAAAUGAAAAGUAUGCUGGGGCUUAAGAUUAUUGAUCAAUUCCCGUUCUCGAUUACCGUGUGUUGGCUGCAAAAUCUUCAAAAUGGUGACAACCAUACCCAGCUUUUCAAGGAAGGUGCUUCAUGGCCAUGCACUCAAUCUGUAUCUGUUACGCCUGAUGCAUCUAAGCUCAGCGUAUAUGCAUUUUCUGAGAAAUCAAAAACUCCUACAAAGAUAUGCAGAUGCAAGUUCAAAUGGCCUUCCAACAGUGGUGGAAACACAACUUCAGAGGUCCAGUUCACUAUUGACGACUAUGGGAAACUAUCAGUUGAACCAGUUGAAUUUGCAGAGCUUGAAUUUGAUGGUGAAAUGGGGACCGAAGAUAUGCUCACGACUAAGGAGAAAGAGAGAGAUUUUGCUAAACUGGAGGCAAUAAAGAAUGAUGUCUUGGGUUACAUAACUAGUACUCUUCAAAAGCUAAGUGGCACAAAGUACGAUCAAUAUAUGGAAGUUGAAGAUAAAGUAUCAUUUACAAAGACCUUGGAAGCCACUAAAGAUUCAUUGUCUGGACAGCACGACAUCGAUGACUACGUUGAUAUGCUUGCCAAACUUAAAGGGAUCGGUGAACCUAUGGAGACACGGUACAAUGAGUCUAAAAAGAGACCUCGCCUCAUUGAGGAUUUGAAGAAAUGUUUGGUGUUUGUGGAGUCAAUUGACAACGCCGAGGCUAAACUUCAUUGUUCCAGUAUACAAAAAUGGCUUGAUGAGAAAGAGGAGGAGCAAAAAAACCGGCCCAAGUAUGCUGACCCCGCCCUCUUGACUGCCGACAUUAUGGAGAGGAUCGCUAUACUCGAAAGUUGCAAGCGAUUGAAAUGGAACGAUGCUGUGAGAAUCACUUAUAAUAUUCAGUCAGGUGAUCUGAAUGAUUACAAUGAGUUUAUUGACAAGCUCCGUAAGGUGCUCUCUGAGCACAAUGAUGCUAAGACCAUUAAAGACCGUCCUGUUCUGGAGAAGCAAAGGCCUGGAGCACAGCCAUCAAGAUGGGUGCUAAUCCAUCUCGUACUAGGGGAGGAUUUAGUGUUGAUUCUUGCUGUCAGAGGAGACAAUGUAUAUUUCGUGGGUUUCCAGAAUAAACAUGGGAAGUGGUAUGAGCUAGGUUAUAGCAAGCAGCCGGAUAGCUACAACAUUGGUAGUGUUCAACUCAUCCCAGAUUCAACCUUCUUAGAAGCCGGCACCAGCUAUGCCAACAUGGUGUGUGGCACUAAAUUCGGUGAUCCCAGACCUGACAAUGAAGUGGUAAAAAUAGCCAUGUGCCAACUGAACCUGUCGCCAGAAAAUAUGAAGGAUGAUGCAUCUUUGCUCCUUGACUACCCUGAUGUGCGUUGGCUUACUGACCACACACAUGAUACAUACUUGGCGUCUGUCCUACGUGCGUGUGCUGGAAUUGCACUGAGAUUAUGCGAGCCAACAAGGCUCUUUCAUAAUCAUGAUCACAUGAAUAUCAACUGGGCCCGCCAACAACGGUUUAACUUGAUUGGAAAGUUAGUGGAUUAUAUAUGGAACUGGAAGCAUAUUUCAAAUGGAAUGCAUAGCUGGUCCCGUGAUACGAGCUUUAACUGGUCAGAAAAGAGAUUCUUGGUGGCACUCGGAAUCACUAAUAUAGAGUUAGCUGCCGCUGCUGUAGCGCUUAUUUUAAACCAAGAACAUGCACAAGGAGAAGAACAGAAAAACAGAGGAGGAGAAGAAAAGGAAGAAGUCCCUCCUGGUGAAGGUGACUCUGGAGCGGGAGAUGGCCCUGUUGGUGGUGAUGAAUGCGGAGAGGGCGAAGACUAUUCUGGUGGCGGUGAGUUUGGAAGGGGAGAAGGCUUUUCUGGUGGCGGUGAGUUUGGAAGGGGAGGAGGCUUUUCUGGUGGUGGCAGCGAUGAGGUAGUUGAUGCUGCAGACUCUGGCAGUGGAACCAGUGCUGUAGACCGCAUUUCUGACCAAUUGAUGAAGCAGUAUUACAUCCGACCUUUGGUCGAAAUAUUUUCCAUCAAUGCUGACUCCCCCAUCCUUGGCACUAUUGCUCUGUUCGAUGGAUGUCACAGCCAGUACAUCUAUGGUUAUGAGGACAGGGAAGCAAAUUUGAAGGGUGGCAUGUUGACUUUGACGGGGCCUUUUGAAGCAGCGAUUCCAGCUGAUACAGGUUUCCUUCAAGUUGAUAUCCCCCGGAAAACUGUUGAGGAAAAGGGCGAUGCGGCUCAAUGGGAAUUUGAAUGGGAUGGAAGGGAAAAAAACACGGUGACCAAUCACAGGAUCACGACAAUCCAAGGUCGACACUUGGAUGUGAGCUAUGCGGUGCUAACUCAUGCUGUGGAGGCGAACGUGCAGUUAAAGCUGCAUUUUCCUUGCCCGCAAGAAACAGUAAGGCUGCGUUCAGCAGUAUAUGGUGGUAUCACGGCGAUGAUCAAGAGGUUUAGCCAAGGAGUCAAACUAUUCGACCGCGAGAGGCUUGAUUGGCUCAGGUUUUCCAUGCCUAUUGAGUCAGGCAAUCAGGAAGCAACCUAUUUGACAGUGAGUCUACCGCUUGAUCGCCAUGUACUCGCUGUGUCUGCCAGUGAUGAGGUUCAGGUACUAGGGGAGGUGCAACUAAUAAUUGGAAGUAGCAGCCACACCUUAAUUGUCAAGCAUGAAGUCAGCCUGGAGGGUAAGCACGAGAGCACUGACAGGCUUUCUACUGGCAAUGCACCUUAUACAAGCGUGAGUGUGCAGUUCAGGUGAUAUGGCUGGUCAUCAAACAGUUGCUGUGGUGCAUUUUGUUAUAAAUGCACAGUAGUUGUCUCCGCUGUUGCUUUAAUGUGUAGGUGAGGCAACCUCCUUUUGGUGUGUGCCGUGGGGCCACUGUGUCGCUCUAGCUCCCUAUUGCUGCGGACACGCCUGCUAUGUUUUGGAGAGAAGACAUUCUACCAUGCAUGGUAUAUAUCGUGCAUGUAUCAGCCACUGGUUUUCUUUGAGAUUCGGAUAGCUGCAUGCAUCUGGUCGCUGUGUUUGCUUAGUUAACCUGAAUUGAUGACCACUUGUUCUACUUAAUUUAUGUCAUAUCAAUCGGUCACUAUUUCUCCUGA